GUCCGCCUUUGAACUCGUAGUCGCUUUGCUCCUCCUCCUCCUCCUCCUCCUCCUCCCUCUUCCCUCUUCCCUCUUCCCUCUUCUCCAGUUCUAUCCGUCGACGCGGAAAGAGAGAAGUGUGAUCGAGGCAUGGGGAAUUGCUUCGGGUUUUCUGCGAAGACACAAGGCGAUACCAGAUCGUUGGAUCCAGCAGGGCUUUCGACCUCCAAGAUCAGCAGCAGCAGCGCCACCACCACCACGACCACCACCGGAAAGCUGUCCAACUUCAGCAACAGCACCUUUGGACAGUCGAUCGGCAGCAACGUGAGCGCAGAUGAGGUUUUUCCUGAGGGCCGGAUCCUGGAGGUCCCCAACCUUCGGAUAUUUACCUACUCCGAGCUGCGCAGCGCGACGAGGAACUUCAAGCCCGAGAAUGUCCUCGGGGAAGGCGGAUUUGGGAGGGUCUACAAGGGCUUGGUGGAGGAGAGGACUCUAAAUCCUUCCAAGAGUGGAACGGGGAUGGUGGUUGCAGUGAAGAAAUUGAACCCUGAGAGCAUGCAAGGCUUCGACGAAUGGCAGGCUGAAAUAAAUUUCCUAGGAAGGCUUUCUCAUCCAAACCUCGUCAAGCUCAUGGGGUAUUGCUUGGAAGACAAGGAGCUCCUAAUUGUCUAUGAGUACUUGCCUAAGGGCAGUUUGGAAAACCAUCUCUUUAGAAGAGGAGCAGUUUUUGAACCGUUUUCUUGGGACACUAGGCUAAAGAUAGCCAUUGGUGCAGCUCGAGGUCUUGCAUUCUUACAUUCUUCAGAAAGGCAAGUCAUCUACAGGGAUUUCAAGGCUUCCAACAUCCUCCUCGAUGUGAACUACAACGCAAAGCUCUCUGACUUCGGUCUGGCAAAGUAUGGGCCAAUGGGUGGAGAAUCACAUGUCACUACCAGAGUCAUGGGCACGUAUGGCUAUGCAGCUCCAGAGUAUGUUGCAACAGGGCACUUAUACGUGAAAAGUGAUGUGUAUGGAUUUGGAGUCGUCUUGCUGGAGAUGCUCACUGGCCAGAGGGCACUGGACACCAACCGGCCAAGUGGUCAACACAAAUUAGUGGACUGGGCAAUGCCGAUGCUGGGUGAUCGAAGAAAGAUAGGACGGCUAAUGGAUGCUCGGCUAGAGGGGCAAUACUCCUCCAAGGGUGCCUAUCAGGCAACUCAAUUGACACUGCGUUGCCUCGCCGGUGAACCAAAAAGUCGCCCAUCCAUGAAGCAAGUCGUCGAAACAUUGGAGAACAUUGAAGCCAUAAAGACAAGGUCGAAAAAUGCUGCUCCUCGACCCAUGGCCCGCAGUCGUGAUCACACUCCCACGCAUAGUAAUUCCCCUCUUCAACCAAGGAAGGAGACUAGUGCCCGCUCCAAUAUAGAAGUUUCUCACCAAACUCGCCAAGCAGCUACAUGAUGAUGGUUGUAUAAAGGUACUACCGUUUUGUCUUUUAUUUUGAGACGUGUUUGAUUAAUUAGUGAGCGAACUACCUAAGAUAGGCUGAUCAAAGAUAACAAGUUCUCUCUCGUGCAAUUCAUAUUCCACCAAUGCAAUCACAUUUGUUAAAGAGUGUAGGAAUGGAAAAGCAGAGAAUGAAACGCUACCUUUCACAUUAUCAAAUGAGGGUUUGUAAAGUACACAUAAAUACUAAAUGGUCAUUUGUUCUGGCAUUUUGGAUCAA
This is a messenger RNA of Zingiber officinale, 1684 nucleotides long. Its product is annotated as probable serine/threonine-protein kinase PIX13. Gene Ontology annotation, biological process: protein phosphorylation. Gene Ontology annotation, molecular function: protein kinase activity; ATP binding. Lineage: Eukaryota; Viridiplantae; Streptophyta; Magnoliopsida; Zingiberales; Zingiberaceae. The coding region runs from base 130 to 1419 and encodes 429 amino acids. The record is from RefSeq and is a predicted model, not a curated record. The transcript is spliced from 6 exons.